AUGUCUUCACAACCAGAAUCUCUGGCGAAUAACGAAAAUACAGAUAUACAAUCACCUCAAGAACUAACUGCAUACGUUGAGACGGUCAUUCAACAACUGCAAACAAAGUUUGAUGAUCUUUCAUCGCUGCUGAUUGAAAAAAUGGAUGAAAUGGGUUCACGGAUCGACACGCUUGAAAAAUCCCUGGGAGAUUUGAUGCAGGAAGCGGUUGCGGAAGAAAAUACAGAACUAAAAGCCUGA
This is a messenger RNA of Acaulospora colombiana, 240 nucleotides long. Lineage: Eukaryota; Fungi; Glomeromycota; Glomeromycetes; Diversisporales; Acaulosporaceae. The record is from the annotation of a GenBank genome assembly.